Pseudoliparis swirei is the source of this 4961-nucleotide messenger RNA. It is a transcript of the gene pard3ba, whose product is annotated as par-3 family cell polarity regulator beta a. The coding region runs from base 370 to 4086 and encodes 1238 amino acids. Lineage: Eukaryota; Metazoa; Chordata; Actinopteri; Perciformes; Liparidae. Gene Ontology annotation, molecular function: phosphatidylinositol binding; protein binding. The transcript has 24 exons. Gene Ontology annotation, biological process: establishment or maintenance of epithelial cell apical/basal polarity; microtubule cytoskeleton organization; establishment of cell polarity. Gene Ontology annotation, cellular component: cell cortex; apical junction complex; adherens junction. The record is from RefSeq and is a predicted model, not a curated record.
CGCUCGCGCCCCUGUGAUUUCUUCCGGGUUCCUCACGCACUUUGUUUUGUUUGGGUGGAUCCUCGCGGCGCUCCGCGAUGACAGAAACUCGUCGCGCUCCGCCGCUGUAGCUUUCUGCGUUUCUCCCCCGAGACUUUGCGUAAACGAACCAUGUCGUGCGCGCGCGUCGUCGCUCGGUAGAGGCGGACCGGACAGAGUGACUUCACCGGGACUUCGACCGGACCUGAGACACCUGUUGCUCCAGUUUCGUCUGACAGGUGCCGCCGUUCUCGCCCCAGCCAGGCAGCCGCUCCCGGGGUCGAGUCACCGACCCGGAAACUUGGAUUCCUCGCUUUACUAAUUUCACAACAUUUGACCUUGACGGCUGCCAUGAAAGUCACCGUGACGUUCGGGGACACCGCGGUGGUGGUUCCCUGUAAACCUGCGUGGACCGUCCGGGAUUUAAUCGAGCAAGCCACGCGGAGGUACCGGAGGAUCUUGGAGCAGUAUGAGGAGAGUGAAGUGAAGACCCACCACUUGACGAACAUGUUAGGAGGGAUCAUGGACAUGGACGACCUGCUGAUCGACCUGUUGGAGGACCGGGAGAAGCUCGUGGCGGUGUUCGACGUCCAGCGCGGGCGGACGGGGAGUCCCCGGGAGACCGUCUCCAACGGCUCCUCCAGCGCCGCGCCGAGCCCCGAACCGCUGCACUACUUCUCCCACCCGCCGUUCCACCUGCAGCAGCCAAUCAGAGGAGAGAUCGAAGUCAACGAGGCCAUCCUCAAAGCCAACAAUACUCUGUUGGUGCGGAGCAGCAGCGACCCGAUCCACGAGGCCCGAGCCCCGCCUCCACCCGAUGACCGCGGCAGCAGGACUCCUGACCCGGAAAUCAACAAUUUGCUGAAAGGCCCUCUGGACCAACUGCACAGGGACGCCCCCCCCGCCAAGAUGGGCAAAGUGAACUAUAACACCCUGACAAAGGUGGUGGAGUUUCCAGGUGACUGGGCACCCCUGGGUAUCCAUGUGAUCCCGUACUGCUCCUCUCUCAGUGGACGGACCCUGGGCCUGCACAUUAAAGGCAUCGAGGAGAACAGCCGCUCGGCGAGGGAGAAUAUCUUCCAGCAGGACGAGUGCAUCGUGCUCAUCAACGACACGCCGCUCCAGGACAAGACCUUCGCGCAGUCACAGGAGGUGUUCCGCCAGGCCAUGAGCUCGCCCUCCUCCACCAUCCGCCUGGAGGUCCUCCCCCCGGCAAACAAGUCGCGCUACGAGAAGAUGCUGAUCGGUCAGCUUUUUACCGCCGACGGCAAAGAACCCCCCCCCGCGAGAGCAAAGAGUCCGCUGGUGACCCGGGCCGAACCGGAGCCCAAACACGACGCCGGCGCCCGACCGGAAGCGAGGCGACCGGAAGCGAGGCGACCCGACGCUCGCGCCGAGACGCCGGAGACGGCCGAGCCGUACCCGGCGCCGGCGGAGCGCCGGCCCGGGCCGGGCUCCCUGGAGAGAAUCUCACCCACACACCCGACCAGAGGGGCGAGCGCCUCCCCGACGCCGCGGCCCCAGAGCCAGAGCCCCCGGGCCGGCCAGAGCCCCGUGCCCGGGCAGAACCACCCUCUUGGCAGAAAAAGCAGCAAGAAGAUGAAGAUCGACCUGAAGAAAGGCGGCGAGGGUCUGGGCUUCACCGUGGUCACCCGGGACUCCGCGGCCCACGGGCCGGGGCCCAUCCUGGUGAAGAGCAUCCUGCCGCGCGGCGCCGCCGUCAAAGACGGCCGCCUGCAGCCCGGAGACCGCAUCCUGGAGGUGAACGGAGUGGACAUGACGGGCCGCAGCCAGGAGGAACUGGUGGCCAUGCUGCGCAGCACCCGGCAGGGAGAGAACGUGUGUGUGGUGGUCGCGCGGCAGGAGGACGUCUUCCUGCCGCGGGAACUGAAAGGGGAGGAGGACGGCAGUCUGGUGUUGGAGGACGGCAGAGAGCAGCUGAUGUACGAGAUCCCCCUCAACGAGUCGGGCUCGGCCGGCCUGGGGGUCAGCCUGAAGGGCAACAAGUCCAGGGAGACCGGGGAGGACCUGGGCAUCUUCAUCAAGUCCAUCAUCCACGGCGGGGCCGCUCACAAGGACAGCCGGUUGAACGUCAACGACCAGAUGAUCGCGGUAAACGGCGAGUCGCUGCUGGGACACUCCAACCACGCCGCCAUGGAGACGCUGAGGCGCUCCAUGUCGUCCGAGGGCAACGCCAGGGGCACCAUCCAGCUCGUGGUGCUGCGCACGUCCAGACAGCUGCAGCAGAUGGGCGGUGGCAACGCGGCACCGACCACGAACGGGUCCGCCGCCAAUCGACCCAACAACCCCGCGGCCUCCAGCAAUCAGGAGCCGCGGGGCCUCACUGCACACCAGGGGCCCUCGGGACCCUCCAGACCCCCGAACUCGGAGCUCAGCAGGAACGGCGCGAGUCCCGCCCCGAUGGCGCCCGGCAACUACGCGCAUGGCGACCCCGGGAGCGCUCUGUAUCCCGCCGCGACCACCAACGGCAGCCACCGUUACUACGGCAACGGCGACGAGGACGGCUUCCCCCCGGCGCCCCCUUUCGCGGCCACGGAGGCAAUGAAGAGAGACUCGCCACGGACCCUCCCACGCCACAGCGAGUUCCAGAAGCAGCACCGCGCGGCUUUCCAUGCAGACGUGCCUCGCAACAGAGCGUCCAAGAGCAUGGACCUGGUCGCUGAUGAGAGCAACAUGGGAUCGCUGGCCGGGCCGAGGAACGAGCCCUCCACCGGCGAAGCGAUGGGCCCGACCCUGGGCCUCUGGAAGUCCAGCUCCCUGGAGAGUCUCCAGACGGCCGUGUCAGAGGCCAACCAGAGCCGCAGCAAGGCCCAGGUGCCCUUCCACCGGCCGCGGCCGCACAUGGUGCGAGGGCGCGGCUGCAACCAGAGCUUCCGCAUCGCCAUCGACAAGUCCUACGACGGGCCCUCUGAAGACGACGACGACCUGUCCGACCACAGCUCCAGCUGCGAGACGCCCGCCAGCAGCUCCUCUCGCCAGGGCCUGGACGAGGAGGAAGGAAGGAAGAAGAAAACUAAAGGGAAGAAGAAAGAGAAGAAGAGCAAAGGGAAGAGCGUGGACGACGUGGAGAAGAAGACCAAGAAAAAAGGAUUUGGCCUCUUACGAUUUGGGAAGAAGAAAGACGACAAGAGCAAAGAUGUCGCCAAGGCGCCCAGAAGCAAACUGGAGGCCCUCAGUGAGGAGGAGGUGGACCGGUACCAGGGCCAACGUGGCAGCUACGACCCGCGCCACACCGAGAUCCAAGCCGGCCACAGCACCCCAGACUCCGCCUCCUUCCCCGAAGUGGAGGACGACGACAGCGACCCCAACUACGCCCGCAUCAGCAACUUCCGCCAGCAGCCCUCGCCGCAGCCGUUCAUCAGUCGCACGCCGUCCCCCGCGCCGCUGCCGGGCGGGCCGAACCCCCUCAGGGCCUCCUCCGAGGAUCUGGAGGGCCUCUACGCCAAGGUCAACAAGACCAGGCCCCCGCCGGCUCUCCAGAACCAGCAGCUGACCCAGGCGGACAGUGACCAGCGUCUCCAGGCGCCGCGCAGGGAGCACCAGCCGGCCCGCGCCGCUCCGAGCUACGACGAGCUCGACGCCCAACGCCGCAGGGUCCUGGAGCACGACCCGCACCGGAUGGCGCCCAGAGGUCCCGACUCUCGGCCCGCGCCCCGCUACGAAGAGGUGGAGCGGCAGUACCCCACACAGCCCAGGAGGGAGCCAUAUGAUUACCCCACCCACUCCAGACCCGUGGCGAGAGAGCCCGCCUACCCCGGCCACUACCACGACCCUCCGGUCCAUCAGGCGGCGGCGGCCGACCCGCGCCCCUACCCCCCGUCCUCCGGCGCGGGACAGCAUCAGCGCGCGGCGGCGAGGCAGGACGUCCCCCCGUCUCCCCCCGCGGGCCGCAGGGGGCGCCACUACUACGAAGCCGCCGGAGGGCGGCUCGACGGCCACCGGCAGGCCAGCCCCGACGCCAGGGAGCGCUACGCCUACGGGGACGACGGGCAGCCCGACAGACAACCCGACCCCAGGCGGAAGAACCCCUUGAUCGGGGCGGUGUGAGGACGGACCCAUCACACACAGAAUCUAAAUAACUCCACAUUGAUGCGUCUCCAGCUUUGUGGAACCUGACGUCGGCUGUCUGGCUCCCGGUGAGGAUCAGUGAGGUUCGGCCGUCUUAACUUAUCUGAUCAGGAACCAUGAAACGCUUUAAGUGACAAGCUGGGGGCUAAAAUGAGGCUUAUCUUCAGAACCAUCUGGUCAUAACUCUCUCCACAGGCCAAGACAGAUUUAACAAGUGUGUGUGUGUGUGUGUGCGUGCGCCUAUGUGUGUAUGUGUGUGUGAAAGGUUUUAAUUAAGGCCAAUUCAAUAUAUAUAUAUAUAUAUAUAUAUAUAAGUAAACUUAGUACACAUUUAGUGUGUCGAAUCAACUUUUUCCAGCAUUUUGCACAAGCUGAUCCAACUGAAGGAAAUCAAGAACCUUGACCAGCCGGGCUGGAGACACAGGAAGUUGAAGUGGACAAACAGGAAAAGGAAGCGACUCCCCUUCAAAGUAUCCUCUCGUCCUUGAUGUCUCAUCUCGGGGUCUUCCUUUCCAUCCGGAUAUCACGCUUAGAUUUUUGUAGUUUUGCCUUUGAUUCUUUGGAUGUUGACGUGGCUGAUGUAUUUACUUCAGACGUAUAAAAUGCAUAUGAAUUUAUUUGUGAUAUAUAUUGGUGGUGUUUCUAAUGAAAAUGUAUAAAUGUUGAUCCGCACACAGAUUAUUCUGAAAGUGUUCUGUGUGAAUCCUCACAUGGUGCAGCUAAUAAAGAGCUUAAUACGAUUUAUUUUUAAUCUUUUGACAUGUCACUGAUCUGAGUCAAACAUGCUGUCCAAGGAAUGCACGGUACUUUUUUUUAAAUUUACAAAUAUUUUGCAUUAAACCUUUUGAAUAUUC